This is a messenger RNA of Rodentolepis nana, 375 nucleotides long. NCBI's taxonomy places the organism in Eukaryota, Metazoa, Platyhelminthes, Cestoda, Cyclophyllidea, Hymenolepididae. The record is from the annotation of a GenBank genome assembly.
AUGACGAAGGAUUUAUUAGGAGCUCUUAAAGCAGCGCAGUCAGAAGAUGAGGGUGGAAUGCCUGAGGCUCCUGUCCCUCUGGAUGGUUCGCAGUACAUGAAUGAGUUCUUCGCGCAGGUGGAGGAGAUUCGCAAAUUCAUUGAACGCAUCCAAGGUCUUGUGGAGGAUGUGAAAAACAAGCACGGUGAUAUUCUCUCCUCGCCCAAUCAAGAUGAAAAAACGAAAGCCCAGUUGGAGGAGGCAAUGGCAGAGAUCAAAAUGUUGGCUCACAAGGUCCGCGCUAAGCUAAAACAAAUGGAGAUGAACAUUGAGUAUGACGAGAACGCGGACAAGUCCUCAGCAGAUUUAAGAAUCCGCAAAACCCAGGUUAGUUAA